Brassica napus (rape) is the source of this 1216-nucleotide messenger RNA. Its product is annotated as CDP-diacylglycerol--inositol 3-phosphatidyltransferase 1. The record is from RefSeq and is a predicted model, not a curated record. Gene Ontology annotation, biological process: phosphatidylinositol biosynthetic process. Lineage: Eukaryota; Viridiplantae; Streptophyta; Magnoliopsida; Brassicales; Brassicaceae. Gene Ontology annotation, molecular function: CDP-diacylglycerol-inositol 3-phosphatidyltransferase activity. Gene Ontology annotation, cellular component: membrane; Golgi apparatus.
UACAUAAUACAAAACAAACGACAAAGCCCAAAAUAUACGAUCCGUAAAUGACAUUUUAAACGCACGAGAGAAGGUGCUGUGCUGAUGUGUCACGAUUUGCCCCUCCUUUCUUGCUGACGUGGACGCAGGAGGAGGAGAAGAGAGGCAAGUCUCCUUUGUUACGUAAGAUUACAGAAACAAAUUCAUGACUAUCGGAAACAUAUCGAAACUUCUGAGGGUUUAUUUAACAAUGACACUUCCAAAACCAGAAAUGUCUACUUUUUUUGUUUGAAUAUUGAAAGUGGCCACAUAUAACCUGGCAAUGAAUAUGAUUCGGUUCGGUUUACACUGUACAACUUACCAAAUCCCCUCUUUCUUUCUGACAGAUCUCUUCUUGAAGAUCCCACCCACAAGUAAGAUAACUGUUUCGUUUCGCUGUGUUUGUUCUCAGAUUUUAUGGGUUUCCUUCGUGCAUUUUCGGUGAUGGGUUAUGAGAAAGAUUCCUCCUUUUGGUCUGUGUAGGUAGGUGAAUUGGGGUUAAAGAUGCAAGUGAAAAUGGGGAAGGAGAAGGAGAGAGGUAGACCAGAGAAGUUGUCUGUUUACCUUUAUAUACCUAACAUUGUUGGGUACAUGAGAGUUGUCUUGAACUGUGUUGCCUGUUUUGCUGUGUGUUUCUCCAACAAAACACUCUUCUCCCUCCUUUAUUUCUUCAGCUUUUGUUGUGAUGCUGUGGAUGGCUGGUGCGCUCGUGUAUUUAACCAAGUUUCAACUUUUGGAGCUGUUCUCGACAUGGUCACAGAUAGAGUUAGCACAGCUUGUCUACUCGUGAUUCUAUCUCAAGUCUACCGGCCUAGCUUGGUCUUCCUUUCAUUGCUUGCUUUGGAUAUUGCUAGUCAUUGGCUUCAGAUGUACAGUACGUUUCUAGCAGCCAUAAGGAUGUGAAAGACAGCACCAGCUGGCUUUUCAGACUCUACUAUGGAAACCGGAUCUUCAUGUGUUACUGCUGUGUUUCUUGCGAGGUUCUGUAUAUCAUCCUUCUUCUCAUUGCAAAUAACCAAACCGAAAAUCUCCUCAAUGUCGUAGUUGGUCGAUGAAACAGACCGUCAAUAUCAUUCAGAUGAAAACAGCUUCAGAUGUAUGUGUUCUGUAUGAUAUAGAGAAGCACCACAAGAAGCCGUAGAUCUUCCUUCCUUUUUCUGAACCUGCAACUCUUUGUAGAAAUUAUAACCUUAUGUUU